GGGGGACGCGCUGCCGGGGAGCUGCCGGCCGGCCGCCGCGGCAGCAUGGACGUGACUAUUUCGGAGCUCUUGGAGCUCUUUCUGCAGAGCCCGCUGGUGACCUGGGUGAAAACGUUCGGCCCAUUUGGAAGUGAAAAUGAAGACAAGCUGACUAUGUACAUGGAUUUAGUGGAUGGCAUCUUUUUAAAUAAAAUCAUGUUGCAAAUAGACCCCAGGCCGACAAAUCAGCGCAUCAACAAGCACGUCAACAAUGAUGUCAACCUUCGGAUACAAAAUCUAACCAUCCUGAUUAGGAGCAUUAAAACCUACUACCAGGAAGUCCUCCAGCAGCUCAUUGUUAUGAAUUUACCCAAUGUUUUGAUGAUUGGCAAAGACCCUCUCUCUGGGAAAAGUAUGGAUGAAAUUAAGAAGGUGCUCUUACUGGUGCUGGGCUGUGCUGUUCAGUGUGAAAGGAAAGAAGAAUUUAUUGAAAAAAUUAAGCAACUGGACAUCGAAACCCAAGCUGGGAUUGUGGCACACAUCCAAGAGGUGACCCAGAACCAAGAAAACGUGUUUGACCUGCAGUGGUUGGAGCUGCCAGACAUGGCCCCGGAGGAGUUAGAGUCGCUCUCAAGGAACAUGGUGUUUCACCUCAAACGGCUCAUUGACGAGAGAGAUGAAUGCACAGAAUUAAUAGUGGACCUUACCCAGGAGAGAGAUUAUCUGCAGUCGCAGCAGCCACCCAGCCCUCUGAAGCUGUCCAGCACGGACUCCACACCCAGCCCGACCAAUAGCCUCUCCAGCGAGGACAAGCAGCACCUGGCCGUGGAACUGGCAGACACCAAGGCCAAGCUCCGGAGGAUCCGCCAGGAAUUGGAGGAGAAAUCAGAGCAGCUCGGGGAUGCUCGGCAUGAAAUCGAUCAGCUAGUGCUGGAACUGCAGAAAAUCAAGCAGGAGAACAUCCACCUUGGGGCUGAUGCCCGGUCUGCACGAGCCUACCGGGAUGAGCUGGAUUCUUUGAGAGAGCGGGCCAACCGAGUGGAGAGGCUUGAAAUGGAAUUGGUCAGGUGUAAGGAAAAACUGCAUGACGUGGAUUUCUAUAAAGCUCGAAUGGAGGAGUUGAGGGAGGAUAAUAUCAUCCUAAUCGAAACCAAGGCAAUGUUGGAGGAACAACUGACGGCCUCUCGAGCCCGAGGUGAUAAAGUCCAUGAACUGGAAAAGGAAAACCUGCAACUGAAAUCUAAACUUCAUGAUGUGGAAUUGGACAGGGACGCAGAUAAGAAGCGAAUCGAAGAGCUUUUGGAAGAAAACAUGGUUCUGGAGAUUGCCCAGAAGCAGAGCAUGAAUGAAUCUGCCCACCUGGGCUGGGAGUUAGAACAGCUGUCCAAGAAUGCUGACCUUUCAGAUGCAUCCAGGAAGUCAUUUGUGUUUGAAUUGAACGAGUGUGCCUCUAGUCGAAUUUUGAAGCUGGAGAAGGAGAACCAGAGCCUUCAGAACACCAUCCAGGAACUCCGAGAUGCCUCCGUGAUGACAGAAGAAAGCAAAUUAAAAUUUGUGGAGCUUGAAACAGAGAACCACCAACUCAGCAGAAAGAUUGAAAAGUUACAAACUCAGCUUGAAAGAGAAAAACAAAGCAACCAAGACCUGGAGACCCUAAGCGAGGAGCUGAUCAAAGAGAAGGAGCAGCUUCAGGGUGACAUGGAGACCCAGAAGGCUGAUAAAGACAGACAGAUAAAAGACCUUGAACAAGAAAAAGAUCAUCUCAAUCAGCUAGUUUGGUCCUUAAGAGAAAGAUCUCAAGUCAGUAAAGAGGUUCGAGUAAAAGAUAUUGAAAGAGAAAACAAAUCUCUGCACGAAACCAUAACAGAGAUGAGCAGCAAACUCAACAAGAGCGAGUUUGAAAAGAAGCAGCUACACAAGGAUUUUGAGCAUGCCAGAGAGAAGGUAGAACGAGUGGAGACGAUGGAGAAGGAACUCCACCGGCUCGAAAGGGAGAAUACGAAGUUGGCCCAAAAAAUGACAGCCAUGAAAAUGGUUACAGAGAAAGUCGAAGCCCUGGAAAAUGAGAAUGGAGGACUAGAGCUGGAGAAUAGGAAGCUGAGGAAGUCACUGGACACUCUGCAGAACGUCUCUGUCCGCCUGGAGAGCCUGGAGCAAGACAACAAACAGCUCGAUGAGGAGAACUUGGAGCUGCGGAAGAUGCUCGAGACAAUGAGAUUCACGAGUAGCAAGAUGGCCCAGAUAGAGAUGGAGAACAAGGAACUAGAAAAGGAGAAGGAAGAGCUCCAGAAAACUAUCGAUCUGUUGAAAGCCCUGAGCAAAAAGUCUGAGAGACUUGAGCUCAGUUACCAGGGUUUGAAUGCCGAGAAUUUGAGGCUUCAGCAGAUUCUGGAAUCCAGCAAUAAGAAGACUCAGGAGCUUGAGAAGGAACUUGAGGAGGUAGAAACGCAAAAUCAUACCUUGCAUCGGAGUCUGGAUGAGCUGAAGAUUACAAACAAACAGCUAGAACGAUUUGAAAAGGAUAAGAAGAUGCUGGAGCAGGAAGUGUCCCAGUUAGAGAAAGACAAAAAAAUACUGGAUAAGGAAACGAAGCGACUGUGGCAACAGGUGGAACUCAAAGACGCCAUUUUGGAUGAUAACGCCAUGAAAUUAGCCGCUACCGAAAAAGAAAACAAAACACUAGAAAAAGAAAUUGCUCGAUUUAAGGAUUCUUCCAGUAAGCUGAAAGAACUAGAAAAGAUUAAUAAGGACCUUACCAAGCAAGUCACCAUGCACGUGAAAACCCUCACAACACUAAGAGAGGACUUGAUCCUUGAGAAACUGAAGAGCCAGCAGUUGUCCAGUGAGCGAGACAAGCUGAGCCAAGAACUGGAAAAAGUUGGAUUGAACAAAGAACUCCUGCUGGGAGAUGAUAACAGCAAUGAUGACAAAAAAUAUAAACUACUGGAGAACAGAAAUGAAUCAACACUCAGAACGACGCUAGCCAUGAAAGAAGAUAAGAUUGUGUUCUUACAGGCCCAGAUGGAGGGGACGGUUAAUUUAAAUCAUCAGCUACAGAAUGAACUAAAAAUGGUGAAAAAGGAAUAUGAAGUCCUCAGACAGAGCCAGGAAGAUGGGAAACAAUUGCAGAACUCUUGUAAACACCCAGCAGGGAAAGUAGCCAUCAACCACCAGGUCAAAGAGAACUGGGAGCCUGGUCACCGAGAAGCCACCAUGGAGCUGUUGAAAGUCAAGGACAGAGCCAUCGAUUUGGAAAGGAAUAAUGCCGCCCUUCAUGCGGAGAAGCAGCUGCUCAAGGAACAGGUCAAGCACCUGGAAUCCCAGAAUGUGGCCUUUGGUAACCAGGUCUUGACACUUCAGAAGCAAAGCGUCUUCCUCCAGGAACACAACACGGCCCUGCAGACGCAGACUGCCCAACUGCAGGUCGAGAACUCGACCCUGAGCUCUCAGAAUUCUUCUCUCACCGCCCAGUACACUCUGCUCCAGAACCAGCAAGCGAUGAAGGAGAACGAGAACGAGAACCUGCUGAAGCAGAAGGAGCAGAUGAUGGCGGCCUACGAGUCGCUGCUUCAGGACCACGAGCACCUGAGCUCCCUGCACGAGCGGCAGUCCAGCGAGUACGAGAUGCUCAUCCAUCAGCACAGCUGCCUCAAGACCCUCCACAAGAACCUGGAGGUGGAACACAAGGAGCUGGAGGACAGAUGCAGUGGUGUGAUGAAACAGAAGGCAGAGUUAGAAGAGCUGGAGAGCAUUUUGAAAGCAGAGAGAGAAGCUUUACAUCAGGAACAAAGAACAACUGUGAUUGCCUCUGGAGAAAACCAGAGGCUGAGAGAAGAGCUGGACAGAGUGAAUUUCCUGCACGACCAGCUGAAGGGGGAGUAUGAAGAACUUCACUCCCAUACAAAGGAACUGAAGACCUCCCUCAACAACUCCCAGCUGGAGCUGAACCGCUGGCAAGCCCGGUUUGAUGAAUUAAAGGAGCAGCAUCAAAACAUGGAUAUCUCCAUGACCAAACUGGAUAACCACUGUGAACUGCUUGCCCGGCUCAAAGGGAACUUGGAAGAAGAGAACCAUCAUCUCCUGAACCAGAUCCAGAUCCUGAGUCAGCAAAACAAGAUGCUUCUGGAACAGAAUAUAGAGAACAAGGAGCAGUUCCACGAGGAGCAGAAACAGUACAUAGACAAACUGAAUGCUUUAAGAAGACAUAAAGAAAAACUAGAAGAAAAAAUUAUGGAUCAAUACAAAUUCUAUGAUCCUGCUCCAAAGAAAAAGAAUCACUGGAUUGGAGCCAAAGCCUUAGUCAAACUCAUCAAACCAAAGAAAGAGGGUUCGAGAGAGCGUACCAAAUCAACCGCCGAAAGCCCUCCGUGGCAGCCGGAGUCCACAGACCCUGCUUCUCCCCCUGCUCCCCAGCAUCUCAGAUUGCAGCAGGAGUCUCCAGAUACCGUGGCCGCCGCAGGUUCCACCAGCCAGGAGGAGAGAGAUGCACACAAUGGCCCUGGGGGGAAAGUCAUCGGUGAUUUUAAGCAGAAACGAGGUUCCCCACAUGGAGGCAGCAGUGACUACUUCGAGGGUUCCACGGACUCCGUGGUCAAGCACUGGCACACAGAGCUGGGCUCCAGGGCUCACUCCACCUCGGCCAUCCAUCUAACCCCUUCUAGCUCGACCCCCAUCCCCAGGCACACAGGCCUGCCCAAAGGAGAAAAUCUUUUAAGUUUCUGUGACUUAAAAAAAAAGAAAUCACUGAUGGGUGGCCAUCCUUCCAUUCACAGCCAUAUUUCCUUCACGGAGGCCUUUCCUGCCUCCUCAUCUCUGCCAGCCUUCCCAGGAGCCCACACUGGACCUCCACACCACGCUGGUUCCUCCGAUCGUAUUCACGGCAGAUCUGAGAGCUUUGGGAGCGAAGACCUGGUCCCCAGCAGGGAGGUGGCCACUCUGCCUCGAGACGUUGCCUUGAGCCGCUCAGCACUGGCCAUGAGCAGGCAAGAGCAUCCUCCGGCCAGGAAUGGGUUCAUCCCGCAGGAAUCUUUCCAGAAGAAUAAUCCAGGCCAGCCUCAUGCCAUCAGGCAAAGCUCGGCCUCUCCAGGCAGUGAAAUGGUGACUUUGGAAGAGUUUUUGGAAGAGAGCAACCGGGGAUCCCCCUCCAAUGAUACUUCCACCGGCCAGGACGACCUGCUGAAUGACUACUUUCGCAAGGCCAAUGAUCCUCCUGCCAUCGGAAGCCCCCUGGGGCCGCCCCUCAGGAAAGAGGGCACCAAAAUGCCCACCAACUUUGUGGCGCCCACCAUCAAAAUGGCGGUCAACACAGCCGAGGGGAAGCUGCUCAAGCCGGGGCAGUACGUGAAGCCAAACUUCAGGCGGACGGAGGCCGAGCCUCCCGCGCAUCCCCCUGGCUCCCUGCGGUCGGCCCAGCCUCCCCAGAGCCUGCCUCUGGGCAAGCCUAAGCAGGCCGCCUUGGCCCCUCCGGCGAGCGCCCCGGCGGGCAGAGCGGCCUCCCUGAGCAGGGCCUUCAGCCUCGCCUCGGCAGACCUGCUCCGAGCCAGCGGGCCAGACGCGUACAAACAGGAGCCCUCGCAGAAGCUGGGGGCGGACGGCCCCGGGGGCAGAGAAGCCAGAGAAGCGGGCGGCCAGGCCCUUCGGCUCGCUCCCCCGUCCUCCUCCUCCUCCUCCGGCCCGCACGGGCUCUCCAGAGAGAGGCCCCAGUCGGCCAAGAUCGCGGCUGCUUGUCAGGGGCCCGGCCCCCGCCACCGGCAGUUUGACUCGAGGCGCUUCUCCCUGGCUCCCCCGAAGGAAGAGAGGCUGCCUCUGCUUCCGCCCUCUUCCACAUCUCCCGCCAUCUCCUCGAGCGGCGGCGGGACGGGCCUCUCCCAGCAGCAGGAGCCCCCGAGCCCCGGGCCGGGCCAGCCCUUCUCCUCCAUCCCCGCCUCCGCGGCCAGGACCAAGCCCAAGAGCCCGCCGCACGCCGGGGAGGUGGCGACCGUCGCCCCCGUCCGCCCGGCGCCCCAGCUCCCCGAGGGGGACGGGCCCCCCUGGCAAGGCCCGAGCGACGGAUUCCUGUCCAAGGGCCAGACGCGAGCUGCCGACGCCGCUCACUCUCCCGCGCUCGAGGAGCUCUCCAGGGGAGGAAACGCCAAGAGCACCCCCGGCUCCCCGGAGCCCAGUGGGGACCAGCAGACUGUGUGGUACGAGUACGGCUGCGUGUGACCUGCCUCCCGGGGCGGGGAGGGCCGCUCGGACAGACUUCACGAGGGACUAUGUUGGCUUGACUUGUCGUUUUUUGGGUUUUGUCUUUUGCCUGUGAUGCAGGGAAGAAGGGGGGCGGCUUUAGGGGAAAGGAGGGGUUUCCGAGAUCUUUUUUUUUUUUUUAAUUGAAACACUGUGCCAAGUCUUUAAGAAGAGCAUUCCACCCCCCAAAUUUGUAACACGGCCUGUUUAUCUGCUGCUUCCAGUAAUUUAUUUCUCCUGAAUGAAGUACACUUUAGCGUGAUCAAUAUUUAAAAUUAAAUGGUUGAAAUUUCCUUCCCUCUGUUCCAGACACUAUCAUAAAUCCCUGCUAAGACACUUUUUUUUGGUUGUUUUUGUUCUUUGGGAACCAGUCUUUAAGAAGAGACACAUUCGUAAAAUGGAAGCUGGUUUGAUGUGGGCUGGUGUCUCCUGGGUGCGCCUUCUCUUUCCGUAGCGUGGCUUGUGACCGCUCUGAACACUCACAGCAGGCUUUCCGAAUGACUGUCGUCCCCACACCACCCCCAAAAUUGUCUCUCGGCGGGUACUUUUCUGGUGAUAAACUUUUCCAGAUUCAGCGAGGUCAGACAAGAGAUAUUAGCCAUCAUGGGCUCCCUACUCGGAGCUUCCUGGCUUGCAGCCCCUUCUUGGAGAGGGGAAAUUGGGAGCAGGGUCGGGUCCGAGUCAACUCAAGAGAUAACUGGGGGGAAGGGAUGCAGGGAGGUGGCCCAGUGGAUUGAGAACCAGUCCUAGAGAAAAGGGAGGUAUUGGGUUCACAUGUGGCCCCAGAUACUUAGCCAUGUGAUCCUGAGAAGUCAUUUAACUUCCAUCGUCUAGCCCUUACACUAGCCUUGGAACUGGGUGAUGGGUGGGAGGGACAGACAGACAGAUAGACACACCUAGGAACCACUGUGAUACUAAGCCACCUAAGCAUGGGGAAUGUCCCCGAGCUGAGUUUAUUUUUACAAAUGAAAUCUUCAGCAGUUUGAUUUCUCUAACUCCCAAGUACCACGGGGAUCCUUCAUCCAAGGAUUCUUUGUCUCCUUUGAGGCUGGUGAUGGAUGGGGCUAGGUCAAGGUGCUUACCUGCCAAUUCACACCAGCUAGCCUGUGCUUUAGCUCUGAGCCCCCACCCAGGGCAGAGCCGGGUUACUUUCCUUUCACUUUUCUACAAACACUGGAGCUCCUAUGUGCUGGGACCUACUCUGGAAGAUGGCCCUGGGGAAGGCGGGAGGAAGGCUGUUUCCCAGGCCCAGCAUUUGUAAAUAACCAUGUAAAUGAAAAGAAACUUGGGGGCUUCCCCCACCUCACCCCCCUUAUAGGGGA
Messenger RNA from Gracilinanus agilis (Agile Gracile Mouse Opossum), 7526 nucleotides. It is a transcript of the gene CCDC88C, whose product is annotated as coiled-coil domain containing 88C. Gene Ontology annotation, cellular component: centrosome; cytoplasm. Gene Ontology annotation, molecular function: dynein light intermediate chain binding; microtubule binding. The transcript is spliced from 29 exons. Gene Ontology annotation, biological process: cytoskeleton-dependent intracellular transport; cytoplasmic microtubule organization. Bases 46 to 6183 code for a protein of 2045 amino acids. The record is from RefSeq and is a predicted model, not a curated record. NCBI's taxonomy places the organism in Eukaryota, Metazoa, Chordata, Mammalia, Didelphimorphia, Didelphidae.